Molecule: messenger RNA, 1763 nt
Organism: Quercus lobata
Lineage: Eukaryota; Viridiplantae; Streptophyta; Magnoliopsida; Fagales; Fagaceae
Product: basic helix-loop-helix (bHLH) DNA-binding superfamily protein
Exons: 7
Coding region: 44-1612 (522 amino acids)
Biological process (GO): regulation of transcription by RNA polymerase II
Cellular component (GO): nucleus
Molecular function (GO): RNA polymerase II cis-regulatory region sequence-specific DNA binding; DNA-binding transcription factor activity, RNA polymerase II-specific; protein dimerization activity
Source: RefSeq, a predicted model, not a curated record
CCACAACUCUAUACCUAUCAUUUCCACUCUUAGUUCUUUGUGUAUGUGUGAGAAAGAGAGAGAUAUGGCUGAAGAAUGCAUAGAAAGCUCUGUUGCUACCUCUUCCUCUACACCUACAAACUGGUGGGAUAUCCCUGGUGCUUCCUCUCUUCCUGCAUGGAAUAAUAACCCUAACUCAUGGCACCAUCAAAACCCUAACUCCAACUCUUCUUGUGAGGAGGAUGUUUCAAUAUCCACAUCGUUUACUAAUGCUUCCAACCACUCGGGCUUGACUGUCGAAUCCUCUCGCCGGCUUGCUGAGCCUGCUUCGUCCAACGAUUUGAUUGGAGAACAUGCCUCUGAUAAUAAUCUUUGGAGCCAUGUUCUUUUAAGUGUUGGAAGCAAUGGAGAAUUGCAAAACAAUCAAGAUGUAGAAGAGAACUUUGUUGAUGCAUUAUCAUCCAAGAGUAUGUCAACUGGGAUGUUUGAGCCUGCCUGUGACUACUUGAAGAAAUUGGACAACAGCUGGGAAUUCACAAACUCUACAUCAUUCAACAAUUUUGAAAAGCAUAUAAAUGGGUUCAAUGAUAGCGUACUUGAUAAUGAAAGGUUAAACAAGUUGUCCAAUCUAGUUAGCACUUGGUCUAUUGCCCCUCCAGACCCUGAUGUCAAUCGCCAAUUUGACCCCCAAACAUGCAAUAUAUCUUUGAGUUCUUCCAUGGAUCAUUACUCACAACCUGAUCUUUGUCACAUGAAGCAUGCCUUUGCUGAUUCCACAUCAUGUGACUUGGGAACAACUAGGAAUUCUUCUUUAUUUCCAUGUUAUAGUCAUGAUAUGAAAGUUGAGAAUGAACGCCGUGAGACUGAAGCCCCAGUUGCUUUAUUACGAAGAUCAUUCAACAGUAAUGGUGUUGGAUAUCAAAUUGGAGUUAACAGCUCCUUGAUGGGAGAUAAUCCCAGAUCAUACUUCUAUGGGAUGCCUAAUUCUUCUCCUUGCAGAAGCAUAAAAAGCUUUGCAGAUGUUAUAUCUUUCAGUAAUCGCAUGGGCAAGCCCUUGAUGGACAUUCAUGCACCUAACAACUGUUUCAAAUCUUUGAACACCUCUGAUUAUAAGAAGCAAGGGCUGCAAACUUCUAUGUUGAGAAAUUCAAGUUGCUCCAUGCAGACUAGAAAUAAUGGAAAAGGACAGGGAAUUGCAAAUGAAGGAAAAAGGAAAAGGUCUGAAGAUGGUUCAGAAUCAGCCCUGAAAAAACCAAAGCAAGAGAGUCCUACAGCUUCAUCAGUAAAGGUGCAGGCACCAAAAGUCAAGCUUGGAGACAGAAUCACGGCCCUUCAGCAAAUUGUGUCACCUUUUGGAAAGACUGAUACUGCAUCGGUGCUCUUUGAAGCUAUUCAAUAUAUUAAGUUUCUACAAGAACAAGUACAGCUACUGAGUAACCCUUAUAUGAAGACGAAUUCGCACAAGGAUCCAUGGGGAAGCUUGGAUAGGAAAGAAAAGGGAGACACAAAGCUUGAUCUCAGGAGCAGAGGUCUUUGUUUAGUUCCUACCUCAUGUACCCCUCAAAUUUACCGUGAGAACACAGGAUCAGACUACUGGAGUACACCAACAUAUAGAGGGAGUUUGUAUAGGUGAACUUAAUAAGUCUAUACCUAGUUUAAAUAUCUUGCAAUCCAUUGUACCUUUGUUAGCAGAGGUGCACUUAAUUAAGCAGCUCAAGAAAUUAAAAAUAAAAUGUAAUGUUAAAUCAAUGGUAAAUCAAGAGAAGCAUUAGGUUUCUUGGUUG